UCUGCAAUUCAAGCUAAAAAUAUAUUUAACUUUUUUUUGACAGAAAAUGGAUGAACUUAUUCCUUGCUCUAAAUAAAAAAAUCCUUUUCAUUAAAUACUUUGUCUUUACACUAAAGGAUUAGACAUAAGUUACAUUUCAACAUUCAAAGAGAUUGUUUAUAUUAAUAAUGAGUCAUUAAUCUGAGCUUGUAGUUUCUUCUUCAUCCACCCCCUCAUCCUCUUGAAAGAUUGGAAGUGAGAGAAUCAGACUGCCCAGAAAUGGCAAUCUUUUGUCGAGAACAGGCAUCGAAUUCUGCUAAGAAAUGCAGAUUUCUCGCGUUGGUCAUAAAGGAUACAUUUUCCAGUUGCCAUACUUGCAACGGAAGCAAUGUGUCUUGCUCCAAUCCUGAAGAAGAAGAUACUCCCAUCAAUGAUUUCGAUGAUGUGAAACAAGUAGUAGUAUCAAUGAUCCGUAGCCGUGCAAUGGAGACAAGGUUUAAAAGAAAAGGAAGCAUGCUGAGUGAUAACUACUCAGUAGUUGUCCAUCCAAAAUCGGGAGAGCUGUUUAUAAGUACAGCAAAGCGACAAACAUAUGAUGAGAAUUCUGCACAGAAGCAGCAUGAAGAGAGUAAGGUUAAUGAAGAAAUGGAUGAUUUUGCAUCAGCCAAUAGCCACUUCUCACAAUGCAUUACAACUAGUGUUGAAGAUAGUGAAGCUUUUUUCUCGGUGAGAACCAAUCUCUCGUGCUGUUCAACCUCGAAAGAUCCUGAUUUAGCAGAAAAUAGAUGGUGGGUUUCAGAAGCUUUGUCUUUGGAUAGUUCAGAAUUAAAGAGGCGUCUAAUCAUCCAGGAAGUCUGUCACUGUGAGGGUUGGCCAUUCGGUCUCUGUCGGAAGGCAUUGUUACUUCCUCCCUUGCCAAAAUCCCCCUCGGAAUCUUGGUCAUGGUGUAAACACUUUCCCAGAAUUGUCAAGACAGUUUGAUAACAGCUCGAGACUCGAGUUAAAAGACAAGCAGAAUUCCUGUGAGGCUCCCUCUUUUUUUAUCUGCACUCUGCAGUAAAUAAGCACCUUUGUGGGCCUGUGGCAGUGCUUGAGGCAACUGAUGUCAAUGAGUAUGAGGUUUCAAAAAUAAGACAGGUUUAGAUUAAUGGUAACAUCCAUUUUGUUAUAGAUUUUGGUAUCAUAAUGUUGAAUGAUUUUUUGCAAAAGGAAGCAUAGACAAUAAAGUAAAAUUGAGAAAGAAAAAGAAAACCAAGCUGCUGUAUGCUGUUGAAGCCAAAUGUUUCUUAAAUGCUUUCGGGUUUCAGCUACACAAUCUUUCCACUCUAUAUUCAAAAUGCUAUGCGGAUGGAA
Messenger RNA from Beta vulgaris subsp. vulgaris (sugar beet), 1332 nucleotides. RefSeq lists its product as hypothetical. The transcript is spliced from 2 exons. The coding region runs from base 259 to 960 and encodes 233 amino acids. The record is from RefSeq and is a predicted model, not a curated record. NCBI's taxonomy places the organism in Eukaryota, Viridiplantae, Streptophyta, Magnoliopsida, Caryophyllales, Amaranthaceae.